Messenger RNA from Daphnia pulex (common water flea), 639 nucleotides. Its product is annotated as inactive serine/threonine-protein kinase TEX14-like. The transcript has 2 exons. The record is from RefSeq and is a predicted model, not a curated record. The coding region runs from base 246 to 593 and encodes 115 amino acids. Gene Ontology annotation, biological process: mitotic sister chromatid separation; attachment of spindle microtubules to kinetochore; mitotic spindle assembly checkpoint signaling. Gene Ontology annotation, molecular function: protein binding. NCBI's taxonomy places the organism in Eukaryota, Metazoa, Arthropoda, Branchiopoda, Diplostraca, Daphniidae. Gene Ontology annotation, cellular component: midbody; kinetochore; intercellular bridge.
UUCGUUGCACACGUGUUGCGCGACCGUUGUGACUUUCCGACGUCGGCAACUGGUUUCGCUUCGUCUUUUCACAAUUAUCCAAUUUGUAAUAGUUAAUGAGUAUCGAAUACCCAGUGAAUACCCCUAAAACAGUAGGCGUAUUCGUAUUUCAUUGGAGGACUUGUGGAAAAGGUUAAUAGAAGGUAUCGAUGAGUCGGUACCCCCAAGCUUUACGAAAUUUUGCAUGUUUUCGUUGAGGCCACAGGAUGUCGAUGAAGAGAUCAAUGCCUGUUUAUAUCAGUGAGCCCGAUCCAGAGUCAAAAUUUAUUGAAGACAGACUUCAUUGGGCAAUUUUGCGAGGAAAGUCAGUCACUGUUAGCAAAUUGCUUGACUCUGCUACUGUUUCUGUCGAGUUGGCUAAUAAAGCCGGACAGACUCCACUUUUCUGUGCAGCUUUCCAAGGGCAUUACGAUAUAGUGAAACUUUUGCUGAAGCUUGGUGCUGAUCCCAACAGGAGGUGUUCUAUUCUUAGGUGCACUCCAGUGCAUGCUGCGUGCUGGAGUUUGAAUAGUCAACUGCUAACCACCUUAUUGAUUGCAGGUUCAGCUUUUUAAAUAUCGAUUGUGUGUCUGUUCUUAUUAUUCACAUGUGAUCAUUGUU